UUAAUCACAUAGUUCACGUUAUUUCACCAACAUUGCACCCCAAGAAGAAGAAAAAAACAUUAUAUCACCAAGAAAAACAAAGAUGAAGACAUGGGGAGUAAUUUUGCUGGUAUUUCUGCUAAAAAUCCAAGAAAAAACAGUAAAAGGCGGAGAAGAUGAAUUCAUCAAAAGAAAAGGGAUCCAAUUUUGGUUAAACGGGUCCCCAUUUUACUCAAAUGGGUUCAAUGCAUACUGGUUAAUGUACGAGGGUUCUGAACCAUCUGAGAGGCUAAAAGUUUCAACUAGUUUUGAAGAAGCUUCAAAACAUGGACUUACAAUUGCAAGAACUUGGGCUUUCAGUGAUGGCGGAAAUCGACCGCUUCAAUAUUCUCCUGGUUAUUAUAAUGAACAAAUGUUCCAAGGUUUAGAUUUUGUUGUGUCUGAGGCGAAGAAGUAUGGGAUAAAGCUGGUGUUAAGCUUGGUGAAUAAUUAUGAUGAUUACGGAGGGAAGAAGCAGUAUGUGGAGUGGGCUAAGAGCAAAGGACAGUCUCUAUCAUCUGAAGAUGAUUUCUUUACUAAUCCUCUUGUUAAGGGAUUCUUUAAGAAUCAUAUCAAGACUGUAUUAACAAGAGUUAAUAGCAUGAAUGGAGUUGCUUACAAAGAUGAUACAACAAUUAUGGCUUGGGAGCUUAUGAAUGAGCCCAGAUGCCCUUCAGAUUUAUCUGGAAAAGUCCUUCAGGAAUGGAUCACUGAAAUGGCUUCCUAUGUAAAAUCAAUAGAUGCAAACCAUCUCCUCGAAGUUGGACUAGAGGGCUUUUAUGGAGAUGACAAAAAACAAUACAACCCAAAUAAUACCAAAGUAGGAACUGACUUCAUUGCUAAUAAUCAAAUUCCUGGUGUGGAUUUUGCUACCGUCCAUUCAUACCCAGACCAAUGGCUCUCUGGUUCAACAGGUGAAGUACAACUCUCCUUCCUCCAACAUUGGGUGCAACAACAUAUUCUAGACUCGCUAAACAUCCUUAAGAAGCCGGUCAUAUUUGCAGAGUUUGGUAAAUCAUAUAAAGUCUCGGGCUACACCUCAUUUGACAGAAACCAGCUCUACAAUAUCACCUACUCUUCUAUCUAUUCGUCGGCCAACGAAGGUGGGCCCGCGGCCGGUGGAUUAUUCUGGCACCUAAUCGCCGAGGGAAUGGACAAUUUUCGAGAUGGGUACGAAAUCGAGAUCGGAGAAAAAUCUGACAUUGUUGGAAUAAUUUUGGAACAAUCACAAAAGCUUUCGAGGCUAAGAAAGAAAUACACAAGAAAAAUGCUUGGAUAAGAGAUUACUGAGUGAUAGAAUUAAUGUAUUUUCAGAAACUAAGAAACUAAA
Spinacia oleracea (spinach) is the source of this 1348-nucleotide messenger RNA. RefSeq names its product mannan endo-1,4-beta-mannosidase 7. The record is from RefSeq and is a predicted model, not a curated record. Gene Ontology annotation, molecular function: mannan endo-1,4-beta-mannosidase activity. The transcript has 5 exons. Gene Ontology annotation, biological process: polysaccharide catabolic process. Bases 83 to 1297 code for a protein of 404 amino acids. Lineage: Eukaryota; Viridiplantae; Streptophyta; Magnoliopsida; Caryophyllales; Amaranthaceae.